Molecule: messenger RNA, 1113 nt
Organism: Aspergillus steynii IBT 23096
Lineage: Eukaryota; Fungi; Ascomycota; Eurotiomycetes; Eurotiales; Aspergillaceae
Product: putative methyltransferase
Exons: 2
Coding region: 1-1113 (370 amino acids)
Molecular function (GO): methyltransferase activity
Source: RefSeq, a predicted model, not a curated record
AUGUUUGGGAACGGCCAAGUCGAACAGCGACCUCUCACCAUGGCCGCGCCAUCUCAGAAUCACUUCUACUCCCAGCCCGCGGAUGCGAGCCGUUCGAGGAACAAUUCGGACGCCAUGGACAUCUACGUGAUUACCGAUAGGGAUACUGCGAGAGAGGAACCGUCUGGCUACAGCUCUUGGAACCGCAAUGGCUCGCCGAGCAUGAACUCUACUUAUAGCAAGAGUUCCGAAAGACAGUCCUUUCAUGAAGAGAACGGACGCACCUACCAUGCCUAUCGCCGAGGAGUCUACCAGCUGCCGUGCGACGAGGAGGAACAGGAUCGCCUCGACAUAUUCCACAAACUGUUCACCGUGGCUCGCGUCUCGGAUGGGUUGAUCUACGCUCCUCACCCGAGAGACGGUCGAUUCUUGGACUUGGGAUGCGGGACUGGGAUCUGGUCGAUUGAUGUGGCCAACAAAUACCCUGAUGCGUUUGUCGUGGGCGUCGACCUUGCUCCUAUCCAACCGCCCAACAAACCGCCCAACUGCGAAUUCUAUGCGCCGUUCGAUUUUGAGAGUCGCUGGGCCCUGGGCGAGGAAUCAUGGGAUCUGAUCCACCUGCAGAUGGGCUGUGGUAGCGUGCUAGGCUGGCCGAAUCUGUACCGCAGGAUCUUUUCCCAUCUACGAGCGGGUGCUUGGUUCGAGCAGGUGGAAAUCGAUUUUGAACCCCGAUGCGAUGACCGCCCGUUGGAAGGGCUGGCUUUGCGCCAAUGGUACCAGCUCCUGAAGCAGGCCACACAAGACACAAUGCGCCCCAUAGCCCAUAACUCUCGCGACACCAUCAGAGACCUUCAGGAGGCAGGGUUCACGGAAAUCGACCAUCAGAUGGUGGGGCUCCCUCUGAAUCCAUGGCACCAGGAUGAACACGAGAGGAAGGUUGCCCGGUGGUACAACUUGGCCAUCUCAGAGAGCAUCGAAUCUCUCAGUCUGGCCCCGUUUAGCCGGGUCUUUGGCUGGGACUUGGAUAAAAUCCAGCGCAUUUCUCGCGACGUGAAAUCGGAAGCUUUCAACAAGGAGAUCCACGCCUACAACAUUUUGCACAUAUACCAGGCGCGGAAACCCGCCAACAAUUGA